AUGUUAGCGAGUGAGCACAGAGCCUCGGAACUUCCAGCGGAUUUCUUGGAAGCUUUCCCCACGAUGGUACGUGACGUCAGUCUCCGCGGCGACAUACGUCUUCCGCCCAUCACGCCGCAGCAGCAAGGUGCGCUUUUCGCUCUGGCGGCCAAAUAUGGCUCUGCAUGCAGUCUUGUCAUGGAUGGCGAGGGGAGGUUUCAUUUGCGAAACGGCUCUUCCAGUCCUCAUUUGCAAGAAAAGCUGGCUGAAGAGCUGCGUUAUCUGCAUGAUGAAGGGGAAAAGUACCCUGAGGAAGAUCCUCUUGUGUUGCACUGGGCAUUUACGGACCGCAAUGUACAUCGAGAGGUGGUGACAAUGUUACAGCUUCUAGCUUACGAUAUGGGCAUAUUCCUUGGCGAGCAGCUCUUUGACGGGGUUUAUAUUUACCGCGUGGAGGUUGCACUUCGGUAUCUUCCGCAGUGGGAGGCGGAGCGGCGCAAACUCAUAGAUUCAUCUCUUCAGGGGGAAGCAGAUCCCUUUCCAAUCCCUGUCUUGGCGAUGAAGGAUGCAGGUAUAAUGGAUGCAUACAGGAAAUUUAUUCGACCGUUUUUGUAUGAAUGGGAUUUCGCUACCACACGAUGCGAGGUAAACCUCUAUCGGGAACCCACGGGACAAAUACCAAAGGAAGCACGGUCUUUAGGCUCUCUAUUUUCUUUGCGGCAUGAAGUUAAUUCGUCAGGAAAGAUCUUUUUCAGACGUUGGACACGGCAUCUUUUGCAUGUUUUUUCCAAGUAUGCGGAGGAGCUCAGGCGGCAAGAUAGCAAAGGGAUCAAGAAGACACUCUCAAAAUACGGUGGGGAUCUCGAUCCUGUCGACACGGAGAACAUUACCCCGCAUUUCGGUCAUUUUAACUGCUGCCUCGAGGAGCGUUAUUACAAGAAGGAUCUGGCAGAAUUGGAGGAGUUUGCCUGCCGCAGUGGUUACUUUGUGCAUGUGUCGAUAGAGGGCGAUCUUGCGAUUGUGCUGGCGACCGCGCGAAUGAGGCCGGCGCUGGCGCAGAGGUAUACUUUGGUUUUUCCGAAAGAGACGGAACAUCCGCGGCGGCCACGUGAGUCUGAGGCACAGUUGCAUGGAAGAGUUGGACUUUUAGACACCGUAAUUCGUCAGCGCUUACUUUUGGGGAAGGAAGAGAAUGAUAGUCUCUACCACAAACGUAAUGAUAAAAAGGUAUCACGCAUGGAUCUAAUAAAUGCCAGCGCAAACACCAGUAGCAACAGCGGCAGUAGCAGUAGUAGUAAAAGCAGCAGCAGAAGCAGCAGCAGCAGCAGCAGCAACAUUAAAAGAAGAAGCACUGAUAAUGGUAAAAAACGUGUUCGAGGAAGAAUUGUAGGCAUUGAGGAGAGCCGUUGGGGCAAAGAAGGCGCGGAUAGUGCAUUGGAGGAUGAAAAUAAACCUUCCACACCCAAGAAGGCACUUCCUGCUUUGAAUUUGCUUGUGGGGAAUGAAAUGGGUGCCUAUAGGCGCUUUUCUCUCGCAGAAAGCAACCUUUACGAUACGAUUGUGGGGAAAAUGCAACGCAAGUUACCACCUGGAUGGAGUGUGCGCCGGGACUCUGCGGGAAAGCGUUACAUUCUUGAUCAUCUUCGGGGCAGGGCGCAUCAUGGUGACUCGUCUGUGAUCUCCAUGGAGUUUGCAGCAGGGCAACGGGAGAUAUACAAUGUUGUGGAUUUGAUGAUGUGA
Trypanosoma cruzi is the source of this 1719-nucleotide messenger RNA. RefSeq lists its product as uncharacterized. The transcript has a single exon. The record is from RefSeq and is a predicted model, not a curated record. The coding region runs from base 1 to 1719 and encodes 572 amino acids. NCBI's taxonomy places the organism in Eukaryota, Euglenozoa, Kinetoplastea, Trypanosomatida, Trypanosomatidae.